GUGGACGACAGAUAAAGUGUGUGUUCAGUCGAGAAGAUACCAGGAUAACUAACAGCACCGCACUAUUUGCUCUAAAGUGGAUUUGGAUUUUAUGUACAACAUGACAUUUGAGGAACUAAGUGGGGAUUAUUCUCAAGAAAGAAUGGAUUCAGUGGCGAAAGCUUUGGAAGAAGUCCUCACCUCUGCGUUACCUCAGGGCUGCAUUACAGUUGGUGUCUACGAGGCAGCCAAAUCCCUCAAUGUAGACCCUGAUAAUGUGGUUUUGUGCAUCCUGGCCACUGAUGAUGAAGAUGUGAAAGAUGUGGCCCUGCAGAUCCACUUUACACUCAUUCAGGCUUUCUGCUGCGAGAAUGACAUCAACAUCCUGAGAGUCAACAACACCCGACGCCUGGCAGAAAUAUUGGGUGGAGGAGGAGGUGGAAAACAGAGUGGGGGUGAACCUAUGGACCUACAUUGUGUGCUUGUCACUAGCCCACAUUCCUCAUCAUGGAAGGACCCUGCUUUGAGCAAAGUGAACCUCUUCUGCAGAGAGAGCCGAUGUAUGGACCAAUGGGUACCCAUCAUCAACCUGCCCGAGCGAUGAAGUUUUUGCAGCAAAAACCUGUGAAAGGACUUGUAUCUGCACAGGAAUGGACACAUUACCACCCAGAGAUCAAAUUCCAAAGCACUGUGGACGGGGGAAAGAAAAAUAUGGAGGAAAAAAAAGACCCCGCUGUCUACAUGGGAUGUAUUAAAAAGAGAAAAAAAAGCAGGGGUGGGGGUGGAUUUCCACUUGGACAGGACUGUUUGGAGUUGCGUCUGUCAGUUUUGGCAACCAAGAUGAGAUGGCGAGGCACUUGUACCGUCUUGAGGUGGACAUUUGUUUUAAAAAAAUGUGAAGCUGGACACUGUACAGAAGGAUAAUAUCAUGUGUUUGUUGGGCGAAGCCUCUGUGACGAGUCAGAAAAGUGGGGAGAAAACCAGAGAAUGGAGCUGUUGAGUGGACCAAGGCCUCGGCCUCUCUGCAGAAACAAAGCACUUGUUGAAACACUGGACCUUUGCAAUUUCACUUCUUUGAUUUCAGUUGUUAAUGUUGACGUUGCUAUUGUCAUAAUUUAAAAAGGGAAGGGCUAGACAUCCAGUGAAGACAUUGUGUGUAUUUAGUGUUUCCUAUGCCAGCUGGUUUUUUGCCACAAGUAAAAUUGUUCUUUUGUUACAAUUUAAGUUAUUUCUAAUGAUAUUUAAAUGUAUUUAUGUUUCUUUUUUUUUUACCUUUUAACUAUUUGCAAAGUCUGAAUGCAAAACACACACAUGUAUUGCUGUCAAUAAAAAAGUAUUUUUU
Messenger RNA from Scomber japonicus (chub mackerel), 1321 nucleotides. It is a transcript of the gene gadd45aa, whose product is annotated as growth arrest and DNA-damage-inducible, alpha, a. NCBI's taxonomy places the organism in Eukaryota, Metazoa, Chordata, Actinopteri, Scombriformes, Scombridae. Gene Ontology annotation, cellular component: nucleus; cytoplasm. The record is from RefSeq and is a predicted model, not a curated record. The transcript is spliced from 4 exons. Gene Ontology annotation, biological process: regulation of cell cycle. Bases 92 to 583 code for a protein of 163 amino acids.